CCCCCCACCCCCACCUGUUUUGAUGGAAGGAAAGUCCCGGAUGACAGGUAUCAACAUGGCGCCGUCUGUCUGAUGUUGUGUUUCGUGUUUUUCUCGCUUUUCCGAGGUGUAGAGACGGGGGAACGAUGUUUAAAAAGAAGAACAAGAAAGUCGUAAUAUCCGGACCUUCCAACUUCCAACACCGCGUCCAUACUGGGUUUGAUCACCAUGAACAAAAGUACGUUGGACUCCCGCCUCAGUGGCAGGGAAUUGUUUCCAACGCCUUGGAUAAGUGCCGUCCCAUUCCGCUCGUGGAUCCGCUGGAAAUCACUCCGGUGGAUAUGCUUGAUAUGAAGGUGCCACAGGAUGUUUCACGGGGCCAGGACUCUGCCAGCAAACUUACUCGUGGCUUUGCCACCCUCAACUUGGCAGAUCCUAACAGGAACCCACAGACGAACGUGAACGUUAACCGAGUCGGAAACAACAAUAACAACAAUGCAGGAGGGGCUGCCAACCUCCCCAAAACCUCGAGUGUAGCAAGAUCGAACUCCCUGCGGUCGUCUAGUCCCCCAAGGCUACGGCGUGGAGAGCACUGGGGGGGACACAACAUGCCCCCGACUCUUCACGAGGGAGAAAUACUGAACUGGCCCCAUGUUCAAUACACAAACCACCUGCAGCAUCCGGGCCACCCCCAGACACACCCCUCCCACCCCAGUCAUCCUGGUCACUACCAGGGCCAUCUAAGUCAUCAGCAGGGACCUCCGCCACAUCACCCGCCAUACCAUCCCCUCAGUCCCGCGCAGACGAAGAGUCCCCCCGGUUACGUGCCCCAGACCCGCCCCCCUCAGAAUAUGGGGGGUCCCGUGCAUCCCGGCCCGCACGGGCCUCCCGUGCCCGGAGCUCCUCACGGCCAUUCUGUGAAUGGCGACGACAGGUUCGACUACAGGGACGGAAGGAUGCAGCAUCCCGACAUUCGGCGGGAUGGGUGGGGUGCCGGGGGGAUGAGAACGCCUUCUGGGCCUUCCUCCGCUGGCUCGGCCGGGAGCAGCGGGCAGCACGGUCCCACGCCGCCACCCCCACACCAGAAUCUUCAUAACGGACAUCCUCCUCAUCCACAGAUUGCUUAUCAGCGCCACCUUCAGUCAGUUAGCCACAGGGAACGCUACUUCCAUGGUGGACGACCACCAGCUCAGCUUCCUCCCGAAGCUGGUGGCCCAGGGAACCAGCAUCCCAAUGGGCCACAGUACCCGCCAUCACAGCAUCCGCACCCGUCCUCGUACCAAGUGCCGAACCAGUCGGUCCAGCAUUCUCACCAAUCUCCUCCCCAGCAUCGCUCGCACGUCCGGGGCCCCCAGCCCUUGCCUCCCCCUCACCAGUCUCCCCACGGUGCUCCUCCGCCCCACCACCCUCCACCGCCGUCUCAUCACACAUCACAGAACCAGCUACAUCUAAUGCAUCAACAGCAGCAGCAGCAGCAUCAGCAACAGCCUCCUUCUUCCCAGCCCCAUCCGCCUCCUCCCCAAGUACACAUGCAAGAUCAGAUGCAGCAUCCACAGUCGCAGCAAUCGGUCCCUCACGGCAUGCAGAAGAUGCAGCCUCCGCCCCACCAGGUCCCACCUCACGGCCAGACGUAUUCCAAGCCCCCUGUUCCUACCCCAGAACAGAACUCGCCGAACAAUAAGGAGUCGAGUGCCCCACAGCAAGACCACAACGGCAACCGUUACGAAAACUCCAACAAAACUCUACCUCAAGUAGCCUUACGUGACAGGAAGGGUAGUGGUGACGCAGCUAACAACGGAGGAAGUUCGGGCUCGGGCAACAACACCACAAGCCUGCCGGGAAAGUCGCCCACAGGUUACUCCAAUUCAAGCCAGCACCAUUCCACCAAGCAGAAUGACCAACAGAGAUUAUCCCAUGAACAGUUUCGAGCAGCUCUUCAGAUGGUUGUCAGUCCAGGCGAUCCCAGGUUUAAUUUGGACAAUUUCAUCAAGAUCGGAGAAGGAUCCACUGGAAUUGUUUGCAUUGCCAGUGAGAGAGAAAGUGGAAGUCAGGUAGCAGUGAAGAAGAUGGACCUCCGCAAACAGCAGCGUCGAGAGCUCCUGUUUAACGAGGUCGUCAUCAUGCGAGACUAUCACCAUCCCAACAUUGUCGAAAUGUAUGACUCAUUUCUCGUCGAGGACGAGCUGUGGGUCGUCAUGGAGUUCUUGGAAGGCGGUGCCCUCACAGACAUAGUGACUCACGCGAGAAUGGAUGAGGAGCAGAUUGCCACUGUGUGUCGACAGUGCCUGAAAGCACUGGCUUACUUGCAUUCUCAAGGUGUAAUUCACAGAGAUAUAAAAAGUGACUCCAUUUUGUUAGCAAGUGACGGAAGGGUGAAGCUGUCUGACUUUGGGUUCUGUGCCCAGGUAUCUCAGGAACUGCCGAAACGCAAGUCCUUAGUGGGAACGCCUUACUGGAUGGCUCCGGAGGUCAUUUCGCGCCUGCCGUACGGACCUGAGGUAGACAUCUGGUCCCUGGGGAUCAUGAUAAUCGAGAUGGUGGACGGGGAGCCUCCCUUCUUCAACGAGCCUCCCUUGCAGGCCAUGAGACGGAUCCGAGACAUGCCCCCUCCCAAGUUGAAAAACUCUCAUAAGAUAUCGCCCCGACUUCAAGGAUUCCUGGAAAAAAUGUUGGUGAGGGACCCUGGACAGAGGGCGACGGCCUUCGAGCUCCUCCAGCAUCCGUUCUUACGACAGGCGGGGCCGCCGUCCCUGCUGGUACCUUUGAUGAGGUCUUUCAGGCACUCUCCAUGCUAAGAAACGAUUCCUCGGUGUCAAUAAUGUAGAUAUUUUAACUUUUAUACAAAAAAUAAGCAGCUAUUUUGCAGCAGAACUAUUUUUAGUCAGGUUUUGAUGCCUUCGUUGUUUGAUAGAACCUCGAUUAACUUGUGCUCGGUGAGGAUUCCGAACGACUGGUGUGUUGGAAAACCCUCGAAACGAAGGUUGGUGUGUUCGCAUUACCUGCAGGCCUUCCAUCGUAAAUUCUCACUCAAAGAAACGCCCUCGGUUCCCUGUGAUUCUUAUCGUUACUCUCUUGUACAUUUAUGCUUUGUAGCAAAUUUUAGAAAUUGCCUUUGGAUGCAUUCCAGUUCCAUGUUAAAAGUGUUCACAGAGUAGAUUCUCAGUGCUUUGUUUCAGGUCAAGUGUGAUUUGGUUUGUCUUGUUAAUUGGGUAUCCCAUUUGAAACCAUUUUGUCGUCAGUUUGAUGAAGGGAUGAUUAACAUAAAUUAUUUGACUUGCAUCAAGUUCUCUUCAGGGAAUUGAUUGCAAUUGCAGGGAAAUAGCUAACUGUCAAACAAGGCUUAGAAACUAGUAGUUAGAUAUUUAGUUUUUUGACUCGCAAGAGUGGACACUUCUUCGUUACGUGCUGUUAUGAUUUAUAUAUUUGUUUUUCUUUUGGUCUCUACAAUUCUUUUUGUAAUUUAUUGUCCGCAUGCUUCAUAUCGGAAGUAUUUUGUUUGCUCACUUGUCAUGCAUUCCAUGUUUUUUUUCCGUCUUUCUCACUCUCACACGGAGCUUAGUACGUCUUACAGAAAAUGUUUAUUAUAUUAGAUUUACUUACCAGACUCAUUUUUUUUUUUUCCCAUACUAGACAGGGCUUAUCAUCUGUCGUUCUUUCUAAAAUUGUACUGAAACCAGGCUUGGGCAUGUUUAAGUUCCACAAACCACCCAUUCUUCAAUGCGAGCAUUUAAAAGUAUUAUAAAACUGAGUAGGAUUUGUAAUGCAAGAUAUAUGAGCAGUAUUAAGUGAAUUAGGUUUGCAAAUAAGAAUGUGGGAGUUAUGUACUAGAUUCUCUAUAGGGUUUUGUCUGUCGAAUCAGCGUACAAGUUGUCUUCUCAUACCAAAGGUGUAUCCAUGACGCAAGGGCCACGAAGUACAAAUUUUUCUACAUUUGUAUGUUGGGUAUCUCUCUCACACCGUUAUCCAAACGGCAUAAGAAAUUCCAAUGAUUAAACUUUAAGAAUUACUACUGGGACAACAGUCACUUCAUUGAUUUUUUGCCUUUUCUAUCGACCCAGGGUGUAAAGGUGUAAUUUAAUCUUACCAGAAAAUAGUAGUAGUAGUAGUAGUAGACAACAAAAGGUAUCUUCUUAUUUUGCACAAAAAUUGAACAAUCAGUAACAAAUGUUGUAUGACAUGUCCCAAUUUUGUCUGGCUUGUUUUUGACUGACUUACAUUGUUAGUUUCUGUGAAAGAUUUGCUUUUAGGCUUCCUUGGGAAGGACAGCUAUCAUUGAAUGUUGCUCAGAUUGGAGAUUGUGAAAAGAAUGGGGAUAACUUUCUGGAUUACUAGCAUAGUUGAAGCAUUUGUGGUUGGUAUGUGGACUGUACAUUGGUUUCCUUCAAAGAAGUCAGUUUUUGUCAUAAUUUUCAGUAUGGACCUUGCCUGGUUUUUUUGUAUCUCUGAUCCAGUAAAUGGAUCAGAGUAGGUUUGAAACAUUGAACAUUCAAAUACAGAAUGACAGAUGGCAUGUACUGUAACCAGUGUCGUUGUCUUACUCUGAUGAGCAGUGUUGCUAACUUUAGAGUAUUUUUAUUUCCAUCGCAUGAGAGAAUUGAGGUUCUAUUAAAUAUUCAAAACUACUUUUAAGUUAAGACUUUUAAUAACUAUUUGUGCAUUGACAUAUCCACUGAAAAAUGUGUAUUUUGUGGAGUAUGAUUUUUUUGUACAGAUUCGUACCUCUUCUUUGAAGAAGGUACCUGUAAUUUAUUAUUGACAGCUAUUGAGCGUAGCUUAAUUCAUCUUAAGUAUGUUUAAAUGCCACACUAAGGAUAUCAUACGUCAUACGAUCAAGAAUGAUUGAUAUAUCUGUAAAGAAAUACAACACAUUUAUGUAGUUACUCUGUAUAUAUCAUGUAUAAAGGAAAGUAUAGUGUACCGAAAGAGCAAUAAAUAUUGUGUACGGGGUUUAGGGAGACAAAAAUGAAGGCUGACGAGAGAUUUUGUGAAUUGUGCCUCGAUAGAACUGUACACAAGCACAUAUACUUACACACACACACACACACACACACCUACAAACGCGCGCACCUGCAUUGGCUUUCUGCUAGCUUGUGCAAAAAGUCGUACAGAACACAAGAUCACACGCACGUAGGUUUGAAGGGCAAGCAGUGAAUUUUUUCGAUGGUGGCAUAGUGCCUUAUCAAUUCAGCAUCAUACGAUUGUCAUUCCUUUGUUGAGGGAUUGGUCAGUGAUCUUUUAGUAUUCCACAUUUCCCAAUGGAAUCCUUCUGUUGAAAAAGAGGAAAACAAAGACGGGUUUUCAAAUUGGAAAGUGCCUUGGUGAACUAAUAUUAGGACACCUCUGAAUGCUUAAGGAACUAUAGUGUAAAUUUUUCAGGUGGGAUUUGGAGUGGUAAUGAAAUAUACAUCUCGGCAAAGCAUUUUCUCGUUUGAUUGAAGACGAUGGGUAGGAGGUUAUGCCUGCUGGAAAUAAGAGAUUAAGAAAGAUUUUUAUAUGUUUACUAUAUCAUUCCUGACGAUGCAGUCUAAUCAUUUAUUGCUUUAUGUAUGUUAUUCCUUCACCUUUCUUAAAAGAGCUUAAUGUAUUCAAAAAGAAAUUUUAAGCUUUAAGUUUGAUAUACAUUGAUCUUAUGAAUAUAAUGCAGAGAUAUGUUUAUGUAAUGUAAAGUUGAGAGAGGAAACCAUUCGCAAGGUAAUUAUCUCCCUUUAUGAAGGCAAGUUUUGUAAACCAAGAACUUUUAUAACUCUGUAGGUAAUCUACACAAUGAGACUGGGUCUCUGUGAUUUAUAGUCUUAAUAUUUUAUGCCUAAGUCUUGCACUCGUAGUUACGUAAACGUCAGUGCUUGUGGUGCGACUCGUAAGUCAGACUGCGAAGCCGGUUUUGCCAAAUGCCAUAUUUCUGUAAAGACGGUGAAUAUUAUUUUGCGAUCAGAAUCUCAUUUUGGACGUAACCUGUCGUGGUCAGAAUUUUUUCAUAACUGUUAGCUUUUGGAACGAAACCAUCGACAUACUUCUCAGAACCUCGAGAGUUUGAAGUAUCAAAUAUUACUAUGUGAUAGUAUCGUGUCAUGUGAUGUAUGUUGUUUGUUUGGUAUAGUCAAGGUAGCCAUUUGCAGCUGAGCACUCAAAGGCCUUUUGCAAUGACUGAUGAUCAAGUGUUACAGUAUUGUGUGUAAAAACAGUACUUUAUCGUAUUCAGACUUGAAAGGAUUGGUCAUUCAUUCUUAUAUAUCAGAAACGAGAUCGUAUUCAGUAGACCUGUGUACAAACUUAUUCUGUAGGCCUUUGUUGAUUGGAAAAUGUUUGUACAGAAUCCUUGCAUUAUUUUGUUGGUGAGCAUGAGGUUAUUGACGACAUCACAGAGAAAGCAAGGAAUUGUAUUGUCUGUCUGUUGUAAAUGGAGAGGAAAACUCGCCUCGGAAUAAGCAAGGUAGCUGAUUAGAAGUAUCGUGAACAAAGACAAUAGAAGCUGGUAAAGUUAACUUUGAGUGAUAGUGGUUAUAUCAAGUAAAAUAUGAGUGGGAAAUAGUCCCUGUGGUGUUACUAGCGUUUUUAUUUUUUUUGUAAGUUGUCUAAAUGCUACAACUGAAGUACUUAAAAUAUUGUUGGAGAUUUUCAAUAGCAGUCCAUGGAAAGUGUUUAAUCUUUUCUCUCAAGCAUUUUGUUAUUUGGAGGUCGUGUGAUGCAUUUACUGAUGCUUUUUUGGGAGGAAUGUCCAUAACUCUUUCUGGAACUGUGAUCUGAAUUGUUAUAGUAAAGUUAUAAUUCCAUAACAUUUUCUACAUGAUGGACAAACUAUAAAAUUUCAUGUGAUUACAAAGUAUUGAUUUUUGUACUGCACAGAGGUUUGUGGCUUUAUGUAAUUAAUUCACUCUCAUAGACUGGUAUCCUUGAGUGAGUUUGUUGGACUGUAAGGUGUACGUACUCAUUUUCUAUUCCAGAGAAGGAAACGCUUCAGAUGUUUACAAAUGUUAUAUUCCAUUGAAAAAUGAGGCAGCUAGUAGACUAGCAGUCAGUGGAUAGUCUAAGAAGGGUAUCAUUAUAUUUUUUGAGAGGUUUUGUGUCACAAACUACACAGGGCAGAAAGGAGUCUCCCUAUGCAAGAAAUUUUACUUUUAAGUCGAUUCCUUAUGAAAUUAAUCUUAGCCCUUUCGUAAAGCAUACAGUAUAAGCCAUAUAUUUUUUUUUUAGUCUGUAUUUAUAGGGAAUUAUUUUUCUUGAUAUUUCCAAGAGCUAGGCAUCAACAUGAAUUCCAUUUUAUACGGUUUGUAUAUUCAUACAUGAUAACUUGUUAUUGUAUUUUAGUACAGUAUUUGCAUUUUAUUCAUUUGGGACUGUAUAAUAUGUAUUCAGAUAUAAAGGCUGAUAGAAGUAUUUUCCUCUUGUUACUCGAGACCUUUGUAGUUUUUGUAUAGUUAUAUAAUUACGCAGUAUAAUUAUCUUGUAUCACAAUUACGGUCAUCAGAUUUUUUUGAGUCGCAAAGAUUUUUAAGGUCACAUAUUUUAUUUGUGAUUAAGUUUAUUCGUUCACUUAAUUUUGUUUGUAUUCCAAUGGUUAAACCUUUUGUCUUAGCAAAUUAUAAAAUCUAAGAGGUUAUCCACAUAUUACAGAGGCAUUUUGGAAAAUCAAAAUCAAAUUAUUGUAAUGAAUGAUUACGUACAUGUUUCGUAAUAUCCAACAGAAUUUGAACAUCAAUGAAUUUUAUGUAAAAUGGAUAAAGAUUUUGUCAAUUAAAAAUGUGUUAGUAGAAUAUGAAGAGGUUUUGACCUUCAUAAAUAACUUGAGUAUUAAAAUCUAGACCUAUUUUAUGUGGCGUUCUUUGUGAUUUAUCUCUGGUUGAAGGAAAGAGUCUGUAAGAAUGUGCUCCAUAACAUUGCCACAAUAUUGCCUAUAUAAAAUCUUACUGGAAUAGGAUAUCAUAGCUAAUUUUAAGAUUCCAUGUGUCUGUAUGUAUACUUAUAAUGAUAAAAACAUAUGUAUAGAUCAUAAAUUAAAAAGUACCUGUGAAGUAUUGUGUAGUUUGUAAGUGUGUAUCAGUGUUGCAUAAUGUCCAACGAUUUUGCCUCCGUCCUCGAGAGAGAACUGUGCUAAUCUGCCUUAAUGUAAAACGUUGAAUUAAACCCGUCCACAAUGAUGCCUUUAGUCACUGUGAGUGUCCCCUUCCGUUAGCCUAUCCAGGAUAGAUUUUUAGGCCGUGUGUCUUCCUCAUUGCAUUUCGUUCGUAUCGGUAGAGAACAUUGAUAGAUAUACUCAUACAACUGUGAAUACUGUAUUGGUUUUGAGCUAGCAUAUAUUACACGAGUUUUAAUUUUUGUAGCUUCUAAGUGGUACAGAAUAUGUAGCCAUGUAAAUACACAGAAUUGACUAUUUUAGAUAUAGAAAUAAAACAGUUCAUAAUUGA
Molecule: messenger RNA, 8381 nt
Organism: Macrobrachium nipponense
Lineage: Eukaryota; Metazoa; Arthropoda; Malacostraca; Decapoda; Palaemonidae
Gene: mbt
Product: serine/threonine-protein kinase PAK mbt-like
Exons: 13
Coding region: 126-2774 (882 amino acids)
Biological process (GO): intracellular signal transduction; protein phosphorylation; regulation of MAPK cascade
Cellular component (GO): cytoplasm
Molecular function (GO): ATP binding; protein serine/threonine kinase activity
Source: RefSeq, a predicted model, not a curated record